Molecule: messenger RNA, 1507 nt
Organism: Halichondria panicea
Lineage: Eukaryota; Metazoa; Porifera; Demospongiae; Suberitida; Halichondriidae
Exons: 1
Coding region: 62-1423 (453 amino acids)
Source: RefSeq, a predicted model, not a curated record
ACUGGUACAGUUUCUAUAAAAUAACUCAGUAAAACCUGGAAUUUGAUACCAGAUUUUUGAUAUGGCUGUUGUUGCUGCACCUGAGACUGUUGUAAUCGACGGAGAAUUGUAUUCCCUGGAUAUAAUUCCCGAUGAGGGUUCUUCUAUUGUACUUCAAGAACAAACGGUUUUUAAACAUGUUGAUCUGAAAACAUUGGUAACCGAUCUUGGACGCGUGGGAGAAUUCAUCCGCAUUGCAUACAAUGGAGUUGGAGCAGCUGGAUCGAAGUUUACACCUCAGCAGGUUAAAAUACAGCGACUGGGCUAUGACAUUACCAAGCUCUGUGAUAAAUCUGCUGUGACUGUUGUUAAAUUCAAGGAAGCUUCGAGAAUUAUUGUAGUAGACUUGCAAGCCACAUAUGCCUAUCUUCUGGACAACUUGGAGGAGAUUGCAGUUGAUUCCUUAUCAACUAUUUCAGAGAUCGCAAAAGCAAUGGAGCAAGAAGCAAGUGAGUUGGAAGGUGAUUUUUACAACCAAGCAAAUAAAGUAUUAGAAAUACUUAACGAUACAGAAGGAGCCAAAGGAGAAUUUGAUCGAAAAAAAAGUGAGAAGGAAGAGCAGCGACAACAAUUUGAAGCAGAUAAAAAAAUUGAGGAGAAAAAGGUUAAAGAGACAGAAAUAAAAGUAACGGAGGCAGAAAUUCGACGUAAAAAACUUGAGGUAGACGAAGACGAAGCAAUAUCUCAAAUUGGUGACGUAAGUGGUCAAUGGAAAUUUUUAAAGGAGAUUUUUAAUGGUUUAACUGCCAAAAAGCAUUUCAAGGCUGAUGGAGAGGAGAAGGCAGACGCCAUAAGAAAGCAACGAUUGGAGGCUCUUAAACAAGAGCAAGCUAUCCGAGAAGAACGCUAUGCAGCUAUUGUCAAGAUGUCAGAUUUCACUCUCAAGAUUGGGCAGUGCAAGACAGAAGAGAAUAUGUCACAAGUUGCAGUCGAAGCACUCCACGAGGCAGCUGGAGCUCUCAAACAUCUAUCUGUUGUCAUGAAUAAGGUUGCACUGUUUUGGAAGCAAAUGCAAACACAUUGCUCUUUGAUUGGACAUUCUGACGUGAAAUCUCAAAUUGAGAUAGCAUUGGAGAAGUACUCAGAAGAGAAACGUCUCAAACUGUGGACAUCAAAAGGUUUCAAGACAAAGGUGAUGAGGUUUUAUGCCAAGUGGGUCGCCCUGCAUGGAGUAUGCGAUGUCUACACGAAGCGGAUCAAAGAGACACAGGCAGAUCUCUACAAGUACCUUACAGAGAAUCCAACCUGGGAAGAAUCUCGUGUAAACAUACAAGAUCUGGCAGCAAAGUUUCACGCUGUUCUACUGGAGGAUCAAAAGGCCAUCACUGAAGAAGACUUCAAAGCUUCGGAGGAGAUGAAAGCCUUGAAAGAAAAUAUGGAUUAACUCUUAAACUUUUUUGGCGUAUAUAGCUAGUCUACACUAUAAUAUGAGGUUUCUAGUGAGUUCACUACUAAUAAUUAAUAAUCA